AUGGGCAGCGGACCUUCUGAGCCGCUUGGCGCAUCGAGCGCCGAUAUGAAGCUCGACGUAAAGCUUGAUCCAGAUGGUGCAUUACCCGCACCUGUGGGUGAGCCCGCGAGGCGUACCCGAAGACUACCAGUGCUUUGGCGCAUUCUCCUACUGCUCUGCGCGACACUGGCUGGAUUGGGCAUUCUACAGUAUGGUUGGAGGACGCCACACAGUCCUGAAGUCCCGGAGAGCGACGCGCAGGCUUUGAAACCCAACUCGACCGGGCGUACGGAUGCAGUACAGUGGGAUGGAUACAGCCUCAUACUACGGGGUCAACGCGUCUUCAUCCACUCGGGAGAGUUCCACCAAUGGCGUCUUCCUGUCCCUGCCCUGUGGCGCGACGUUCUCCAGAAGUUUCGCGCUGCAGGCCUCAAUGCCGUCUCCAUAUACACGCACUGGGGGCUCAUCGAGCCCUCUCGCGGUCAGGUCUCUUUCUCCGGCAUCAACGCGCUCAAGCCCUUCUUCGAGCUUUGUCAAGAGUUAGGCUUGUGGGUCGUUGUACGACCGGGCCCAUAUAUCAACGCUGAGACGACCGCGGGUGGAAUUGCACAUUGGGUCACGAGUGAGGUGCCGGGAAAGCUGAGGACGAAUGAGAGUGAGUGGUGGGAGAGCUGGCAGGGAUAUGUGAAGGGUGUGAUCGAGGAGACCGCGCCGUACCAGAUCUCAGAGGGUGGACCUGUUAUUGCGAUACAGAUGGAUAACGAGUACGCGCAGACGCCGGAGGGCGCUGCGUACUUCCAGGCGCUUGUCGACGCAUUCAAGGAUUCACCUAUCGUUGUGCCGUUGACAUAUAACGACCCCCAUGCCGGAGAGAACUUCAUCAACGGAACGGGAUCGGUGGACAUCUACGGACUGGACGCGUAUCCGCAACGCUUCGACUGCUCGAACCCAGACAAGUGGAACCCCGUCGACGACACUUACCAUGACUACCACAUGCGCGUAAACCCAAGCCAGCCAUGGUACAUGCCCGAGUUCCAGGCUGGUGCCUUCGACCCGUAUGGCCCUAGUGCACCGGGAUACGAUAAGUGCCGCGAACUCACGAACGCAGGAUUCGAAAGCGUCUUCUACAAGUCGGCUUGGGGUGCGAACGCGAAGAUGAUGAGCUACUACAUGGUAUAUGGAGGAACGUCUUGGGGCGGUCUACCUUUCCCGGAGGUGUACACUUCAUACGACUACGGUGCUGCGAUCAGCGAGCCUCGCACCCUCACAUCCAAGUACGACGAGCUGAAGGCGCAAGGCCUAUUCUUGCGCUCUUCGACCAACUUCACCAAGACCGAUUGGGUUGGAAACAACACGAAUGGUGUCGUGGAUGUCACAAACCCCGACGUGCUCGUUGUCGAGCUGCGUAACCCGGAUACGGGUUCGGGUUUCUACAUUGCUCGCCAGUUGAACUCGUCCAGCACGGACACCGUCAAAUUCAACAUGACUAUCAACACAAUUGAAGGUCCUCUGGAUAUCCCGCAGAUCUCGGACGGCAUUGUCCUGGAAGGACGCGAGGCGAAGAUGAUCGUGACGGACUACUUCUACGGCUCCCUGGGCUACCUCUACUACUCUACGGCAGAGAUAUUCUUCGCGGGCACUGUCGGCGAACGGGAUGUCCUUCUCGCGUACGGGCGUUCCGAUCAGGAUCAUGAGAUCGGCGUCUUCGGCGGGCACCUCCUCACAGUGCCCUCUGUGACGACUACAUCCAGCGGGCUGGAUGGCCUUCGCGCCAUAUUUGACGUCCCAGGGAUGCUCGUCCUCUUCGCAGACGUACCUACGGCGCACACGUUCUUUGCUCCUCCCUUGAGUGGACCAUCUGAAGACCCGUUCGCGAACUUCUGGGGUUUCGGUACUAACUCCAGUGUGCUCGUAGGUGGACCGUAUCUCGUGCGCGAUGCUCAGGUUGGCGCGGACAAGGUCGUCGCGCUCACGGGCGACAUCGACCAAGACACGAUCAUCACCGUCAUCGGGCCGGAGGACAUGACCGGCGUCACCUGGAACGGCGAACCCGUCGGAUGCGAUCCGGACGCAAGUGAGCGCAUCUCGAAGACUGGAGUCUGCGUCGGCGGAGUUCGUCUUUCUCCCAUCGCUGGCAAGAUCAAUGUGCCGAAGCUCGAAGGGUGGCGGUUUGCGGACAGCCUGCCGGAACGCGCGAGAGAGUUCGAUGAUACGGAGUGGAUCGUGGCGGACAAGACGUCCACGAAUACAUGGGAGCCACCUGUAUAUGGAGACGGGCGCGUGCUAUACGGAUGCGACUAUGGAUUCUGCGAGAAUGUGGUACUCUGGCGCGGUCAUUUCGAGGCUAGUGGCGAAGAGACGUCCGUCAACCUCUUGAUCAAUGGAGGCGAUGCUUUUGCUGCUUCUGUCUUCCUUAACGGCGUCUUCAUUGGGACUGCAUACGGAAACUCGACGAACAAUAUGAACAUCAUCGCAGAAGUCGACGCAGAAUACAAGUUUCCUACUGGCGCAUUGCUUCCAGGGCAGGACAACGUCAUCACCAUCGUUCAGGACAACAUGGGUCUGGACGAGUCGGGGGACGAAUGGGAGGUCGACAUCCUACGUUCGCCGCGCGGUGUGCGGGGCUUCCAGCUCAACCCCAGUGGUAACUUCUCGGAAUGGAAAGUCCAGGGCAAGUUGGGAGGCUACACGGCGUUCCCCGACACAUUACGCACUAUCACGAACGAGGGCGGGCUCUUUGGCGAGCGCGAAGGCUGGCAUCUACCCGGAUACGACACCUCUUCUUGGGUAGAGCGCGCGCUGGACGAAGGUCUUCCCGAUGCACACGCUGGAGUCGGGUUCUUCGCCACGACCUUAGAGCUCGAUAUUCCCGAAGGCUUGGACGUGAUGCUCAGCUUCGUCUUCGACGAGGGUGUGGGCGAAACGGGCUCUCCGUAUCGUGCACUGUUGUUCGUGAAUGGCUGGAUGAUGGGCAAGCGUGUCGCGAAUCUCGGUCCGCAGGCUAAGUUCCCCGUGCACGAGGGUAUUCUCGAUUAUAGCGGUACCAAUACCAUCGUCGUCGCACUGUGGGCCCUGGACGACCAAUCAAUAUCGCCGUCCUUGAAGUUGGCGGUGGACAGAGUUAUACAGGGCGGUAUAGGGCGGAUCGUAACAAAUAACCCGACAUACUCUGACCUUCGAGUGAUGAGUGUAGUAGCUCCAAUAGGCGACUGA
This is a messenger RNA of Peniophora sp. CBMAI 1063, 3192 nucleotides long. The record is from the annotation of a GenBank genome assembly. NCBI's taxonomy places the organism in Eukaryota, Fungi, Basidiomycota, Agaricomycetes, Russulales, Peniophoraceae.